AUGGCCACCACCGACGAGCGCGCGGACGCUAUGGACGUCGAUGUGUCGCCCAAAAACAAGACAACAGUUGAGCACGAUAUUCAUCAGUCAUUGGGAUCCAUCAGCAACUCCGUCGAAUCCCUUGAGAUGCGCGCCGACCCGGACGCGCAAGCUACCGUCACUGACUUCCUCGACUUUACCGAAUACCUUCCUUCCGAUAUGAUGCGAUCGCUGACCCUGAUCGGUAAACUCGACCAAACCUACAACCAUGCGUCCCUCAACGUGCACAACCUCACCUCUACCUGGGGCAAACUUCCCAGCCUCCCCGCCGAAGAACGCCCGUCUCCUGUGCAACUGCGCGCUGACAUAUCGGACAAUCUCAACCAUGCUGUCAGUUCGAGGGUUUUUGCGCACGCCGAGGCGACGCGCAUGUCAGAGAAUGUGAAUCGGCAUUAUAAUCGCGCAAAGACGAUACUGGCGAAACUGAAGACUAUGAUGGAAAAUUACCCCUCGGAGGAACAGAAGAGUCCCGUGGCGACAUCCAAGUCACCGCAGAUGGUCAGAGCACCAAAAGUUUUGCGAAAUGGCGACGGAGAGAGGCUACGGCGCCCCCGGAUACCCAGGAUUACAGUUCCUGGCGAGGUUCUUCCGCCUUAUGAUCAGUUUGUGGCGUACUCGGAUGACAGCUCCGAGAGCUCCUCCGAGGAAGAUGACGAGUCACUUCCUGGACGAACUCCGGCUCGGGCUACGCCUGGGCCACGGAUCAAGGUCGUGAAGACACCAAAAUCUCGCCCUCCAAAGACGCCCAAACAGCCAGCUUCCGCGAGACCUCCCAAGGCGGCCGCUACGCCCGCGACCACAGCCACUCCUGCUGCUGCGCUACAACCCCCACCGGAGAAUGCCGUUAUAGGAAGUUCGGACGCUCCUUGGCUCCAGCUGACACCUUGGGAACUGGCGAGACUACGGAAGCGCAUGAAGAAGAACGCAACUUGGAACCCAAGUGAUACUAUGAUUUUGCGAGAACUGAAGACACUUGGUCGAGGCAUUGAUGCUUACAAGGAAGCGAAGAAGAAGGCCGAGGACGAGGGUAGAACCUUUGAUCAAGUCCCGCCAGCUCUCGCUCCGGACGCCGGAUCAGAUAACAAGCCACUUCCAGAGGGUGCUAUUAGCGCUGCCGCGCUUGCAUCCGACGACAUUCAGCUUAGUAACCGGGGUAUGAAGCUCAACGAGGCGAAAAAGCUCAAGCGGGAAUCGCUAGCCAAGCAGGCGGCCGAAGAAGCCGAAGAGUCCGCCCGGCAAUUUAGGGAGGCCGCAAGGCUUUUAAUGUCCCGCGAAGCACAGUCUGCAGCUGCCAAUGGUGACCAAACAAAGUCUACGCCCAAGUCCAACUCUACUAGAUCGAGGCCAAAGACAAAUGGAAAGCGGAAAAGAGACUCUGUUCCGGAAGCCGAAGCUGAGAAGCCCGAAAAACCCGAGGUAGUCGAGACCCCGGCUCCCCGCCCCGCGCCAAAGCGCACGAAGACGGAGACUCCUAUCCCGCUGCCUCAUCUCAGAGCCAACCUUACCUCGCAGCCGUUGUCUGAGACUCCCAUUCCGCCCCCCGUUCUUACCCCUGGAGGCUCCACCGUAACUCCCAAGACGACUACACCGGUGCCCGUUCCUGUUCCGGGGCAGGACCACAACGCCGCUGCGACACCUGUUGCAUCAAAGCAAGCAAACACGAGCGCACCAGCCUCAUCGCCAACGGGUUCAGUUGGCCCAGCUGCUUCGGCUCCCAACCCCACUCCGGCGAACAUAGUUACCAAAGCACCUGCCGAGACCCCCAUCCCCCCACCCAUCCUGUCUCCUAAGAAAUCCACCACCCCGAUUCUUCCUCCAGUUCGCGACUCUGCGACGCGAAGAGAGACCAGGGGCGAGUCGAAGAAGACCCAGCAACAAGCAGACAACCCCACAGCCGUGCUACCCCCCCAGCCACCACUAGGCCAGCGCUCUUCGUCUGCUGCACCGUCCAUUAAGCAAUCGUCAUCCAGAGCCGCCACACCAGGCACUACGCCGGUCCCGGAAGGAGGUCGUCGUCCUAGCUCGCGAGGAAAAGCUGGCAGUCAGGAACCUCAGCCCUCGCUGGCGGUCGACCGACCCCGUCGCGCUAGUACCGCGAGGAACACACCAGCACCGGAGAUUCGACAGCCGAGUAAGAGGACUAGAAAGCCCGCGCCCGGUAUCGUCAGCAAGACGAACGCUGGAGGAAGCAGUGCCGCUUCUAAGCGCAAAGCUGCGCCUAAGAAGAAGAGGGCGCAGAAGAAGGAGAAGGGCCAGCCUAUUGAGAUUGAAUUGGAGGAAGACGACGAUGGCAAUGUGAUUGACCCAAACGAGCCGCGCUAUUGCGAUUGCAAUAGAGUCAGCUUCGGGGACAUGAUUGCGUGCGACAAUGAUAACUGCGAUAAGGAAUGGUUCCAUCUGGAGUGCGUAGGUAUGGCGACGAUUCCCGCGCGCACGACAAAGUGGUAUUGCCCCGACUGUCGUGUGCGCCUGAACAUUGGGGAGAAGGGGGAGGUAAACGCGAGGGGAAUCAAAAUGUAA
This is a messenger RNA of Colletotrichum truncatum, 2559 nucleotides long. RefSeq names its product phd finger domain-containing protein. Gene Ontology annotation, cellular component: nucleus; histone acetyltransferase complex. The record is from RefSeq and is a predicted model, not a curated record. NCBI's taxonomy places the organism in Eukaryota, Fungi, Ascomycota, Sordariomycetes, Glomerellales, Glomerellaceae. Gene Ontology annotation, molecular function: histone acetyltransferase activity. Gene Ontology annotation, biological process: regulation of DNA-templated transcription.